This is a messenger RNA of Gloeophyllum trabeum ATCC 11539, 975 nucleotides long. Its product is annotated as inositol monophosphatase. Lineage: Eukaryota; Fungi; Basidiomycota; Agaricomycetes; Gloeophyllales; Gloeophyllaceae. Gene Ontology annotation, biological process: inositol metabolic process; signal transduction. Bases 1 to 975 code for a protein of 324 amino acids. Gene Ontology annotation, molecular function: inositol monophosphate 1-phosphatase activity. The transcript is spliced from 7 exons. The record is from RefSeq and is a predicted model, not a curated record.
AUGGCGCACGAAACGCCCGUCGUCACGCCGUCCGACCUGCGCGACAUCCUCGGCUUCACCACCGCCCUCGCGCGCAGGGCCGGCGCGCUCAUCCUCGAGGGCUCCCGCGCCAUCCACGCCCCGGAGGCCAAGGACGUCGGCGAGAAGAAGAACUCGGUAGAUCUGGUCACCGAGUACGACGUCAAGGUCGAGGAGCUCGUCAGGCGCGAGAUCCAGCAGACGUAUCCGGACUUUAAGUUUAUCGGAGAAGAGUCGUACGUCGCGGGGCAGAACGAGCUCACCGACGACCCGACCUUCUGCGUCGACCCCAUCGACGGCACGACGAACUUUGUCCACGGCUUCCCCUUUGUGUGCAUCUCUAUCGGGCUCAUCUACCACAAACGCCCCGCCCUCGGCGUCAUCUACAACCCCUUCCUCGACCAGCUCUACACAGGCAUCCGCGGCCAAGGCUCGCACCUGCACACCUCCUCGGGCACCCUAAAACUCCCGCUCUCCCCGCCCCGGCCCCUCCCCUCGCUCUCGCAGGCGCUCAUCGCCAUCGAGUGGGGGUCCGACCGCACGCUGCCCGUCCUCGGCGCCAAGGCCGACUCUUUCCUCAAGCUCGCGGGCGACCCGAGCCCGGACGCGAGCAAGGGCGGGAAGGGCGCCGCGGUGCAGGGCGGGAGGAUGGCGCAUUCCCUCAGGAGCGUGGGCAGCGCGGCGCUGAAUUUCGCGUUGGUCGCGCAGGGCGGGCUGGAUGUGUAUUGGCCAUGGGACAUCUGCGCAGGCACCGUCAUCGCGCAAGAAGCCGGCUGCCUCGUCAGCGGCUCCUCCAAGUGCGCGCACACGGGCGACGUCGCGGAGGAGAUCCUCACCGGGCGCAAGUACAUCGUCGUGCGCGCCAUCGCGGACACCGAGAAGGAGAAGGGGAGCGAUGCGCAGCGGAGGCUAAUUAGGGAGUUUUAUGAGACUGUUGCGGAGCCGGAUCCGUUGUAG